This is a messenger RNA of Miscanthus lutarioriparius, 1797 nucleotides long. Lineage: Eukaryota; Viridiplantae; Streptophyta; Magnoliopsida; Poales; Poaceae. The record is from the annotation of a GenBank genome assembly.
AUGGACCCCGACGGCGACCCGGCGUUCCACCGCAACGAGGCCAUCUCCGCGGUCCAGGACGUCGACCAGUACUACGGCGACGACGACGACUUCGACGACCUCUACAACGACGUCAACGUCGGGGACGGCUUCCUCCACGCCUCCCACCAGGCGCCGCCGCCGCAGCCUCCGAAUCAGCAGGCCCCUCCGCCGCAGCAGCACCAGCUCCCUCCGCCGCCCCAGCAGCCGCCGCAGCAGCAGCUGCAUCCGCCGGCCCACACCCUCCCACCACCGCUGCCGCAGGUCCCACCGCCGCAGCAGCAGGUACGCAUCCCGGGGGUGGCCGUCCCUGCUCCUGGCAUACCUCCCGCCCAGAACAACCUCCCUCCGCCGCCUCAGCCGCCGGCCGCGCCCGCGCCGCCGCCGCCUCAGCACCACCAGAUUCAGCAAGGAGAUGGGAUCAACCGCCCUGGAGGUAACUUCGCCGGCGGCCCCAUCGUGGUCGGGAACGGUGGCCCUGCUGGUGGGGGUGACGGCCCUGGCGGCACGACGCUGUUCGUGGGGGAACUCCACUGGUGGACGACGGACGCGGAUCUGGAAUCUGAGCUCAGCAAGUAUGGUCCGGUCAAGGAGGUGAGGUUCUUCGACGAGAAGGCCAGUGGCAAGUCCAAGGGCUACUGCCAGGUCGAUUUCUAUGACCCUGGUGCAGCUGCUGCCUGCAAGGAGGGCAUGAACGGGCACGCGUUUAAUGGCCGUCCAUGUAUUGUGGCAUUCGCCACACCGAACUCCGUUCGUCGCAUGGGCGAGGCACAGGUGAAGAGCCAGCAGGCUAUGGCUGCACAGACAUCGAAUAUGCAGCCGAAGGGUGGUAGAGGGGGCGGUGGUGCCGCAGGGCCACAGGUGGGUGGUAAUUAUGGUGGAGGCCGUGGAGGAACUGGUGGACCUGGUGCCGGUGGUGGGGCAGGUGGAGGCGGUGGAAAUUGGGGAAGAGGUGGUGGAGGCAUGGGGAAUAGAGGCCCUGUUGGUAAUAUGAGGAAUAGGAUGGGCCCAGCUGGUGGCGGCCGUGGGAUAAUGGGGAAUGGGGGGAUGGUUGCACCGCCACCACCAAUGAUGCCGCCGGGUGGAAUGCUGGGGCAGGGUUUUGAUCCUGCUGGUUACGGUGCUAUGGGAAGGAUGGGUGGUGGAUUUGGCGGUUUUCCUGGUGGACCAGGGGCUAUGCCAUUCCCUGGGCUGAUGCAACCAUUCCCGCCGGUUGUUGCUCCACAUGUUAACCCAGCUUUCUUUGGUCGGGGUGGAAUGGGUGCCGGUGGAAUGUGGCCUGAUCCCAACAUGGGAGCCUGGGGUGGGGAGGAACAAUCAAGUUACGGGGAUGACGCAGCUUCUGAUCAGCAGUAUGGAGAAGGAGGGAGCCAUGGGAAAGAGAGGCCACCAGAGAGGGAGUGGUCUGGUGCACCAGAGAGGAGGCGUGAAAGGGAGAAGGAUGCGCCGCCUGCACAGGAGUGGCCAGAGAGGAGGCACCGGGAUGAGCGUGACAUGGACCGAGAGAGGAAUCGUGACUAUGACAGGGACAGGGAAAGAGACCGUGACAGGGAAAGAGACCGAGACCGAGACAGGGAGAGGGACAGAGAUAGGGAGAGAGAGAGGGAGAGGGAGAGAGAGAGGCAUAGGGAUGACAGAGAUCGCUAUGGCGAUUAUCACAGGCACAGGGAUCGUGAUUCAGAACGUAAUGAGGACUGGGACAGGGGGAGGUCUUCUGGGAUACGCAGCAGGUCAAGGGAGGCUGACCACUCUAAGCGCAGGCGGAUGACACCUCAGUAG